CCACCACAACAAUUUGCCUCUCACAGUCAGUAGUAAUCCUAUCGUCUGCGCAGUGAGGGGGAUUCAUUAAAAGGUGUAAGUGGGUAAAGGUUCAGUUGCAAAUGUCACAACGUUAAAAGCAGACGAUGAAAAGAUCGCUCACUUCCAAUCUCGUUCUCACUGAUAGUUGUACCUUAAGCCUGGAACAUUCUUAAUGAUGUCAAGUACUCUAUCGUUAAAGCAGUUGAAACUGCAUUCAUCUGCAAUGGGAAUUUACAAAAAAUCAUAGAGUUGGUGAGAAAUAAAUUUUAAUUGCUCAAAUUUACAAGACUGCCGACAGGGUCAAACCAAUGCCUGAAGAUUUUCAACGCAAACACGUCGCAAUGUGAUGCAAUUAUACAGAUUUUGUUGACUUUACUCAUUAUAAUUUGAAAUAAGCGGAUAUGUUACUUUAACGAUUCAAAAUUAUUAUAGUGUCGAUAAAUAAUGCCGGAUGCCUUUUUCAAGUCAUCUAGAUAAAGACCCCAAGCCUGAAAUGGAUGAUUCCAGGCUUCCAAAGGGAGGUCACCAUACAGGAAAGGAUAUCAAUAUUGUAGUUAUUGGAGUCAAAGGAGUAGGAAAAUCAGCUCUAACAGUACGCUUCAUGACAAAGAGAUUCAUCGGGGACUAUGAUUCUCAGAUUGAGGCUAUAUACACUAAACAGUGCUCAUUGGACGGAAAGACGAUCACAGUACAUAUCCUAGACACUGCCUGGCAGGCCAACGGCUUCACAAUCAAAGACGACCAAAUAGUUUGGGCGGAUGCAAUUAUGAUGGUUUAUUCCAUUACCGAUAGAGAAAGCUUUCUAAAAUUGAAGGAAUUUGCUGAUUAUGUAAUUGCCAAGAAGACAGAUAGUAAAACCGUCAUGGCACUCAUAGCUAAUAAAAGUGAUCUCGUGCAUAUGUGCACUGUAACAAAUGUUGAAGCUACUCAGUUUUGUGCCGAGUACAACUGCUUAUUCUUUGAGACUUCUGCAAGUGAAAGUUAUAAUUCGGUGACAAAUGCUUACAUUUCAGUUUGUAGGCAAGUGAAAUUGACACAUAAGAAGAGAGAAAAAAUUUCCAAGUUUAUGCAGAAUCCCGCCAUUAAAGCAAAACUCCAGAUCCGAAAUCCAAUUCGAGGCUUAGAAAUGAAAUGGAGGUCACGUGCCCCUACCAUGUGAAUAAGACAAAGAAAUCGUAUCUGAACUUUUAGAAAGAAAGAAACGAUGAACAACUUAGAUGUUCAUGUACGUGAGGAAUGUGAAGUUAUUGAUUUUAAACAUGUGAUAAAAGUAUUGACUAGCAUUAUCAUUUAAACAGACUUUAUAUUUUAAUUGAAGGAAGUGACAUUCAUCGAUUCAUGUGCAACAUAAUUUUCAUUAUCGUAUUCUUGUCCAUAUUCAUUAUAUUAUAAAGCACAGUAUCCACACAUAA
Saccostrea cuccullata (small rock oyster) is the source of this 1433-nucleotide messenger RNA. RefSeq names its product ras-related and estrogen-regulated growth inhibitor-like protein. The record is from RefSeq and is a predicted model, not a curated record. Bases 473 to 1180 code for a protein of 235 amino acids. Lineage: Eukaryota; Metazoa; Mollusca; Bivalvia; Ostreida; Ostreidae. The transcript has 4 exons. Gene Ontology annotation, molecular function: GTPase activity; GTP binding.